Messenger RNA from Morchella importuna, 483 nucleotides. RefSeq lists its product as uncharacterized. The record is from RefSeq and is a predicted model, not a curated record. Bases 1 to 483 code for a protein of 160 amino acids. The transcript has a single exon. Lineage: Eukaryota; Fungi; Ascomycota; Pezizomycetes; Pezizales; Morchellaceae.
AUGCUCAACAGCACCCGCUACAUUCUCAACCGCCAAAUGCGCAGCACCGUCGAAGACCUCGUCACGCUGCACCGAUCCCUCUACUUCCUCCAAUUCAUGCUACGCAGCCUCUACCGCCGCGUCGCGCGCACCAUGACUACCAACAUCGCAGCCCCCAACCGUGUCCGGCUCGCAAAGCGCGCAGUCUCGCAACGCGAUACCCACACCUCACUCCGCGCACACUUCUCCCUACACGAAGCACGCGGCCUCAUCAUGCUCGACUUUGCCGCCAACGCCAUACGCUCAUGGAACCAGAUGCCCGGCGUGACGGUGGACGGCGCGGGGGUGCGGUCGUUUCCGCGGGUUUUUGGGCGCAGCGAGAGGCGGAUGUAUAUUCUUGUGCAGAGGCUGAUGGAUCAGCAUGAAGCUAUGUAUAGCAGCGUUGGCCUGAUGCUGAGGGACUUUUAUGCGUUUACUAGUCCGUUUUAUUGUGGGAUGCAGUAG